This is a messenger RNA of Monopterus albus (swamp eel), 1981 nucleotides long. It is a transcript of the gene fdft1, whose product is annotated as farnesyl-diphosphate farnesyltransferase 1. Lineage: Eukaryota; Metazoa; Chordata; Actinopteri; Synbranchiformes; Synbranchidae. Gene Ontology annotation, molecular function: squalene synthase [NAD(P)H] activity. The record is from RefSeq and is a predicted model, not a curated record. Gene Ontology annotation, cellular component: endoplasmic reticulum membrane. Gene Ontology annotation, biological process: farnesyl diphosphate metabolic process; cholesterol biosynthetic process.
ACGCUCACUGGACGCUGAGCGCUAAGCCCAUGACCCGUCAGCCAAUCAGAGGCGUCAGUCUGACGCGUGUUGAGCCUGAACACCGCAUUCUCUUCAUGGCGCUGCUGCUGUGCUGCAGCAUCAUCGGAAGGACGGAUCGUUUUGAUGGGGGAUAUCUCGUGAGGUUUCCGCAGCAGCUCCUCAGAAUAACAGCUGAACACCUGAAGCAACAUGGACAUCCUGAAGUCACUGGCCCAUCCCGAGGAACUAUUCAACCUGUUUAAGUUUAAGAUGGGGGGAUGCAGAGCCGUGAUGCCAAAGUUGGAUUAUGAGUCCAUGAGUGAGAGUCUGCGGACCUGCUACAUGUACUUGAACCAAACCAGUCGGAGUUUUGCAGCUGUGAUCCAAGCGUUGGAUGGGGAGUUGAGACAUGCAGUUUGUAUUUUCUAUCUUGUGCUGCGAGCGCUGGAUACAGUGGAGGAUGACAUGAGUAUCCCCCUGGACAGGAAGGUGCCAAUGCUGAAUGAUUUCCACACUUAUCUGUACCAGGACGAGUGGUGCUUCACUGAGAGCCAGGAGAAAGACCGGCAGGUUCUGGAGGACUUCCCAACGAUAUCAGUAGAGUUCAGAAACCUGGCUCAGGAAUACAGAGAUGUCAUCUCAGAUAUCUGCCAGCGUAUGGGAGUAGGAAUGGCUGAAUUCCUGGAGAAGAAAGUGGGGUCCAUGAAAGAGUGGGACCAGUAUUGCCACUAUGUGGCAGGGCUGGUUGGUAUUGGCCUGUCUCAGCUCUUCUCAGCAUCCCGGCUGGAGGACCCUGAGGUUGGACGGGACGCUGAGCUGGCAAACUCCAUGGGCCUGUUCCUCCAGAAGACCAACAUCAUCCGGGACUAUCUCGAAGAUAUGAAAGAGGGACGUGUCUUCUGGCCACAAGAGGCAUGGAGCCAGUUUGCAGGCUGUCUUGAGGACUUGGCCCAGCCUGAGAAGCUGGAGUCGGCUCUGUCCUGUCUCAACUUGCUGGUCACUGAUGCUCUGCGUCACGUCCCAGAUGUUAUCGCCUACCUGUCCCACCUGCACAAUCAGAGUGUCUUCAACUUCUGUGCCAUUCCACAGAUGAUGGCAAUAGCUACACUAUCUAGAUGCUACAACAACCCCAUGGUGUUCCAGGGAGUAGUGAAGAUCAGAAAAGGACAGACUGUCACUCUCAUGAUGGAUGCCACCAACAUGAGAGCUGUGCAGACCAUCAUCACCCAGUACAGCCAGGAGAUUUUACACAAGGUCUCCCUCACUGACCCGUCACGGGACAAGACCCUGCACAUCUUGGCUCUAAUCCAGGAGAAGUCUGAUUUGUCACAGUCCACAGGCCCCCGCCUGUCACGCGUGUACCUGUCUGCUGCCAUGCUGCUCGCCGCUCUCAGCUGGCAGUACCUGAGCGCUACCGCAGAACAGAUACAGGGCACCAGUGAUGUGCCGGGACAGUGAACUCCUAUCUCACCUUUCCUGGGCCUACAAACUAAAAAGGGCCUUCUGCUCACUCUGGAGAUCUGGUUCUCUUCUCACUGGAGGAAUCUGAAGCAUUUCCUCCUCCUUUCCCCUCUUUAUUAUGGUCGUGACAGGACCAUGGACAAAUGUAUACGGUGGAGGGGUUCUGGUAGCAGGCUGGUCACAUUGGGUUGUUUGAUCUGUGGUAGUCCACCCUGCAUCGGGAAGAAAAUUAUUUUACACACAGUGUUGUGUAGUUAUUUACUAGCAUAAAUGGCACAUUGCAACGUACGCACGGGGGGGAGGGGUUUCAUGUCUUGUGAUUUUUAUGUAGAGCAUGUUUUUCUUCAUUUUUGUUUGAAACAUUUUGACCCAUUGUUUGGAUUGAAUUGAAUUAUUUUACAUAUUUGAAUAUUUCAAAAAAAAGAAAUGAAUUGUUUAAAUGUUGAAAUGCAUAAAACAUGACUGCCAAUUUUAGGAUUUUCACCAACUCAUUCACCAAACUUAAUUAAGCUUUUGUUUU